GAUUCACCCAAAUCACAAGUUUACUUUCAUUCUUGAUUGCGAUGCUCUAUAGGUGAGCACGCGACAAAUUGUCUACUCGAAUUGGUGUGUAUUUUAUCUGACAUGCUGCUGAUGUCAGAAUGAGAGAUCCUAAUAUUUUGCAACACCUGUUGGUGAUUACUUGCCUUCACUAUCUCCUCGUUGGGACGGCGGUUGCUGCACCUCCAGCCAGCGUCCAUUCUGGGAAGACGCUUUCAGAGAAUGAAAAUUCUAUCCCUAGAGGACUCUUCAGCUUUCUCUCACAACUCAGGGACCGUCGAGAACUGAGAGAUGAUGACCUCAACGAAGAAGCAGCGCCUCCGAACCUCCGAAAGGCCGAGGGCGCACCGAGUGUACAACGCCGAGCUGUCGAUUACUUGAAGAAAGGCGAUGUGAACCAGUUGCUGAUGGGCGAUGGUUAUGACCUCGAUGAAAGGCAAAAGAGAGAAGUGGAGAAUGACAUGGAAGAAUACGAAGGGCAUGAUCGUCGGGUACGGAAUGCAGAUGUUGCCCUAGUUCCGCUUUCUGAACUUGAGCUGACAGAUGACGAUGUAGAGAUCAAAACUGGUGAUGGAUUACACCAAAGACUGAAGAGACGAGCGAAAAGGAAUAGGAAUAAGAAGAAGAGGAAAGGUAAAAAGAAGAAGAAGAAGAAGAAGAAGAAGAAGAAGAAGAAGAACGGUAAAAAGAAGUCCCAAAAGGGUAAUUCAAAGAAGAAGGCAGCUGCUAAAAAGAAAUCCAACGGUAAGAAGAAGUCGCGUAAAGGAAAGAAGUCAAAGAAGGGAAAUUCAAAGAAGGGGAAGAAGCAAGGCUCGAAAAAUGGGAAAAAGUCCAAGAAAAGCAAGAAGAAACCCGUGAAGAAACCCAAGAUACAAGCACUGCAAGCAAGCGUACACAAGCUGAAAUCAGUGAAGCCAUUGUUUCUGACAUGCCUGUUGCACUCUAUGUUUCAAGAAAAUCUCAAUCCAGAUAAAUACCUGAGCUCUCUGGUCUACCUGUUGAAGGAAUCCGACAGAUCGAUGAUGAAUAUGUCGAUGGAUUCCAUGAUGGCAAUGAACGAUUCUGCUAUGAUGGCAAUGAAUGAUUCUGCUAUGAUGGGUUCCACCUUAUCUCUAGAAUCGUUGCUCAACCAGAACAUGUCCAUGAGAACCUCUGGCCACUAUUUUUACACAUUCGGCGAUAGUGUGUCAUCUUUUCCCGACCAGAAGUUGCCGCUGAAGAAUAUAGCGGAUCGAAACAUAACCGACACCGAGCUCAUGUACAUGAGAGGACUCCUAUUGAAGGUCAUGUCCAUGUUGUUUAUGAAAGAGGGCACUCGUUAUGAUGUUGAUGGCUUCGUGAUGGAGCUGGAAAUGAAUCUCAAUGGAUCGAUGCCAGAAUCGAUGUCCAGUGGAGAAAAUAGCCCCGAAAUGGUAUGUCCAUCGUUGGAAAGGAGCUUGUUGUCUAGCAUGAAUGGCUUGAUGACCAAAAAGCUAGUGAAGUGCCUUCAUGAAAGUCUUACGGCUUUGCUGGCUAACGAUACCGCCAAAUUUGUCAGAGGGCUACUCCAUGAAGGUGACAAAUCGUUUGAAAUACUGUACCUCAUGAGGAACACAAGGGACAUGUAUAAAGAAGGAAAGGCGGCGUUGCUUUUAUCCUGUCUGUUUGAAUCUCUUUUCGACGGAUAUGUGGGUAACGACAUUUUGAUGUACCUCCUUCCAUACCUUGCUGACAACAUAAUGAUGAAGGGCAUGGAUAAUGGCAUGAUGUCAAUGAUGGAUAAUUCUUCCAUGUCUCAGAUGAUGAAUGAAACGAUGAACAUGAUGCCGAUGAGCGAAUCGAAUGAAUCUUCACCCAUGCCGAGUUUCAACCCAUCAACAAUCAUGGACUCACAGUACUGUCGUAAUGAUUCGAUGGCAGACCCGACGAUGAUUUUCAUGUAUGUUAUGAAUAUGACCAACAUGACAAUGACUGACGGUGAUAUGAAUAUGACAAUGGACGUGCUUAAAUCAAUCUUGGCGGAGCUGAAAAGAUCGACGAACGAAUCCGUUGUUAAUGCUCAGACAGCACCCAGUCUUCUACUUCCUGCUGUUAUGGUAUACAUGGAAAACGCGUCUGGGAUCUAUCGUACGAAGGCCAUACACCAUGCUAUUAGGUAUCUGAUCAACUACGGGAUUGACAUGGAAUCAAUGGACAUGAUGGAUGACAAAAUGGGUACCACUGAUGGAGGAAUGAAUAUGUCUUCUUCGAUGAACCAAACAGCUAAUGCUACAUCGGACAUGGAAAUGAUGGGGAAACUGGAUGGCAUGGGCAUCCCUGAUGCUAUCUGUCCCGCGAUGGUCAAAGAGUGCCUUCCUAAAAUGGACAAAUCGGCCAAGAUGGAGUUCUCCAAGAGGUUUCUGUCGGCCAGCAAGUAUUUGCUGUGUGGGGACAGUGAGGAUUGGCAGGAGGUGAUAGAGACGGGAAUGGUGGAUAUGAUGGAAGAAAUGGAUAUGAUGGAAGGAAUGGAUACGAUGGAAGAAAUGGCUGGUGAUGAUGAUGAUGAUGAUGAUGGUGGUGGUGGGGAUGAUAAUGAUAUUGGUGGUGGUAGAGAUAUGAUGAUCAUUCCAUAAAUAACAGAGCGGCCCUGAAAUUACCCAAACUUUUCAUAAAUAGAUAAAACGCUGGUUUAUGACUUUUUUGUUCGAAUAUAUUGUAUUUUAAUUCAUUUUAAUUCAUUUUAAAGCUAAUCUUGAGCUCGGGUGUGGGCAUCGUUUGUCGUGAGAACAUGGUUAUAAUUUAGUCUGGAUUGAUUAUCUUGCAGUAGAUUGAUUGUUUGAACCAGUAAAAUAUAAACAACCUCACAAAAUCUUUGUGGAAUCAUCUUCAAUAAAAAACCACAACUCUCAUUUGCACAUAGUGAUCUGUGUUAAGCACAAUGGUGUCGGGUCUACUUACCUUGAUUUCCUUAUCUUUCUAUGCUCAUUACUCAGCCAGUAUACAUUUUCUACCAACAUCGUUUGGCACAUGUCAUGUAUCCGUAAUCUUGAACAUUCAGUGUAAGUUUUGUUGAAAUGUAUUGUCUAUCAGUACCAGAUCUUUAAUACGUUACAGUGAGAAGAAAAGGAAUCUAUUACUAAAUCAAAAAAUAUUAAUGCUUAUCGUAGAUUUGCAGAAAGGGGAUAAGGUAGUAGCAUUAGCAUAUUUGUUCAUUUUAGCAGCAAUUUUUCGAUUUCACUUGAAAUAGAAAGCGUAAUGGCAUUCUUGCAUGAUAUUUUAGGUAGAAACAAAGACUGUACUAAUUUAAGACUUAGAAGAGGGACAAUUUAAGCCGGUUUACUUAUAAACAAAAUAAGCUCAUUUGGGAGCCUUCUAAAUAACAUAACGUGUAAAUCCAAGGAUCAAGGAUACGUCUGAAUGGGGUCUAAACUCCAACCCCCUAUCAAGGCAGCUAUGCUCAUCGUCGUUAUUUACAUCAAGCAGAUACGUUACCAAACAACGUUUUGCCAACAAAUCUGGAUAAAUCUUAUUAUCAUUAUCCAAACCCAAUAUGGAAACUUUCAACAACAAUCCGAAACCUCUCUAUAUAUAAAACUUAUUCGAAUGAUCAUCACGAAUAUGAAUAAGACAUAAAUUAAAUCAUAUUUUGUAAAGAUUAAUUUAAGCCCUCAGCCAUAAGUAUGAUAUCUUUCGUUUUUUCCAUUUAGAUUUGAUCAUAUUUUAGUUGACUUUGCAGAGAAUAUGUAAAACUGUAAAAAUGCUGAGUUUGGAGUGGUAAAUAAACUGUUGUUGGCGACCAAGAAGAUUAUUAGUCGCUUACGAUGAUUUGGCAUGAAAAUAAUUGUGAAUUAACCAACAUUUAUGUCAGUUUUUUCUUUUUUUAUUUGAUUUCAAAUGAAAGAAACUUUAUCAUGUCACUCGGCCAAUAUCAUAUUGUAUAUCAAUUAUGGGACUUAAUUAAAAAGUAGAUGCUCAGAUAAA
Messenger RNA from Strongylocentrotus purpuratus (purple sea urchin), 3957 nucleotides. RefSeq lists its product as uncharacterized. The record is from RefSeq and is a predicted model, not a curated record. Lineage: Eukaryota; Metazoa; Echinodermata; Echinoidea; Camarodonta; Strongylocentrotidae. The transcript has 2 exons. The coding region runs from base 120 to 2609 and encodes 829 amino acids.